CUCCAGAAGUUUCAGCAGAAGGCUGUGAAGCCAACUAAGCAGAAGAAAUCCACGUCGGCUGAAUUUCUGAUGGUUGAAGAACACACAGAAGCUACAGAAGGUGCCAGGAAUCCAGGUUUUAGCAUGAGCAGCCCAGAACUCUCAGCCUAUCAGACUCCGAAAGAGAAAGUUAUUAGAUAUGACAUGCUGGAUCACACCCUUGCAGCUCAUCGACAAAACUCCAGGCUGCCAGCCUCAGCAGGACCCAAAGGAAAUGAAUACAGCAGAAAUUACUUUGACCCACUGAUGGAGCAAGAAAUAAACUCAAGGCAGUGCUAGAUGGAGGUCAGCAGACGGGGUGGAAGGAUGAAGGAGGAGACACUGGAUCGGGAAUCAUUCAGCUACUCCAGGAAGAGCCCAUAUACCCACAAAGAGGCUGAGGAAGCAACCUCCGCAUACACUGAAGAGUCUGGGAGGCAAACUCAGAGAGGAAUCCUUCUGCUUGCAGACCCUCCAUUAAGGCAGGAUUUGAAAUUUGAAGGAAAAGGAUUCAGCCAGAACAUUCCCAUGUCAUGUCUAAAGAAGGAAAAACCAUUAGAGAAGGCACCCAGUCAGCUGUGCACUGCAGAUGGGAAUCCUUACAGAAAGGGCAGUGCCACGCAGCAGCCCUCAUUUCCAGAAGCAACUAAAGAAUCCCAAAGACCAGAAGGAACUUGCUGCCAGGGUGAGCAGUCUCAGUUGCCUCAUCUACAAAUACAGAUCAAAUGUCUCAGGGGCCUCAAGGACAAGGCUCCCCAGGGCUCCUACCUUCUCAGAGUGUCUCUGCUCAAUCAGCUGGGGGGCCACAUCUCACAGUGGUGUCAAACUGAACAGCUGAAGACGAGAACACACCCCGUUCGUCACGGUGGCAACUUUUAUGAUGUGGGGCUGUAUUUCCACGAAAGCCUUUUCUUGGUACUUCCUCAAAGGAAAUCCGUGAGACCUGGCUUGUCCUUUCUGUUUGAACUCUUCCUUCUCCGUGGAACAUGUGCUUCCAGUGACCUGGUCGUGGGCUGGGCAACAUUUCCCAUGUGCGAUAACAACUUUUGUCUAGUGGAAGGAAAAUUCAAGUGUCCCCUUCUCCGAGGAAAGUACGACCGGAAACUGGACAGCUUCAGAAAAAUUGAAGAAUUGAUUUGCCAAGAUUUGAACCAGUGGCUGUGCAAUUUGUAUUUUAAGGUAAUUAAAACUCCUUUGCAUUUGAGUGAUCAAAAAAGCCACGAGAGCCGCAGGCAGCUUUCUCCCGAACGUCCUGUGUGCUUAAUGGUGGAGGCAGAGAAUGCAGAAUUUGAUUUGGAUAAUACAGCUGGCCCUUCAAAGAAAGAAGCCCCAAGAAACACUCACGCUGCAAUGGACGGCACCAUCCACUCUUCCCAGGGGGACAUUUCUAAUAAAACUGAUCCCUGCCCUAGGGACUGCGAUCUCAGCCUCUUCAAAGAAAUCCAUGACUUACAUGCUAAGGUAAGAAGAUGUGGUGACCAUUCUGUGAAGGAAAGAUCUACUGUGUGGAGACCCAGAGAGCCUGAAGAUUUCUCAGGGUAUAUAUCUUACCUGGAGGAAUUGGAGAAACACCGACUUUCAGUUUGCUGCUCUCCUAUUGUAGAUGGCUGUGGAUCUGGGGAGGUAGCCAAACACCUCCACUUUACAUCGGUGUCCUUGUUUUCAGAACUUGAAUUAGCUCAAUGGCAGAGCCAGGGAUUCUGGUACCUCCUGCUGCUGAUGGCUUCUCUCUGGUUCCUGAGGCUCUACCUGCAUUAUCUGGGCCAGUGGCUUUUCCUCUGGGCCCUUUCAACUCCAGUUACAAAAUUCCAGUUUUAUUCCUACACUGUUGAGCUCUGCUACCCGACUUCUUCACUUCACGUUGGCGAAGAGCUGGCUGUGAUUGCGCUGGGGCCAUUAGCUCUGAACACAAUAACAUUCCCCUUGCUUCUGAUCAGAUGGGGCUGUCAGCUCCUGUUCUCCUCCCGCCCGGAUGCCUUGUCAAAGCUAAUAAUCACGAUGGGAAUAUGGACAGUUCUAGACCCAUUGGCAGUGUUUAUAGUGGAUGCUUUCCUGGGGCGACUUGCACAUAAUGAAGAGACUCCCAUCGCAGAUGCAGCUAAACUCUACUGGAUGUUUGUGAGAAUCAAGCACCCCGCCAUCCUGGGUGUCAUCAUCACAGGGGUGCUUUACACUCUGCUCUUUGUCAUUUCUUCCUUGAUUCUGUACUUGUAUUGUCUAAGGUUGCACAAUGACUCUUGGAUAUUAGAUGCAUUUCAGAGAAGCCACAGUGAGGAAGCCAAGUUUUUUAUACCAUACGAUUUGGAAAUUUCCAAUCAGGAGCUGAGCCACAUCGUGAAAAAGUCUGAGCAGUGGAGAGGGCUCAAUGGAGAGAGAAGGAAGGUGGCAGUGCACGAUUACAUGUGCAAAGGCCAUGGCCCCAGCUCCAGUGUCUUCAGCUGUGACCCCCACCCUCAGGAUGAAAUUUCUGCAUCUGCAAUUGGUCCAGGAGGGGUUACUUCCCACAUUUCCGUAUACACUGUUUAUCCCAGUGGGUUUCAAGAGUUGUAUCGCCAUUUUCUCAGGCUCCCAGAUGGCGCCAUCAUUGAGGUGUUUGGUGACGUCAGUGCUUUGAAGUUUGUCCCCAGCAAAGUAAUCAUGGCUAUUGAGGAUGACAUAAGGCAAAUGGACACCGUGCAGAGAGAAACCUUGGUUACUGUUCAAAAGAAAUGA
Molecule: messenger RNA, 2730 nt
Organism: Chionomys nivalis (European snow vole)
Lineage: Eukaryota; Metazoa; Chordata; Mammalia; Rodentia; Cricetidae
Exons: 17
Cellular component (GO): perinuclear region of cytoplasm
Source: RefSeq, a predicted model, not a curated record